Messenger RNA from Struthio camelus australis, 2350 nucleotides. RefSeq names its product MLLT11 transcription factor 7 cofactor (gene MLLT11). Gene Ontology annotation, cellular component: cytosol; nucleoplasm. Gene Ontology annotation, biological process: positive regulation of DNA-templated transcription; apoptotic signaling pathway; positive regulation of mitochondrial depolarization. The record is from RefSeq and is a predicted model, not a curated record. Lineage: Eukaryota; Metazoa; Chordata; Aves; Struthioniformes; Struthionidae.
ACGAAGGGGAGUUCGCCAGCCCGCUUCGAGGGGCUGCAUUGCAGACCGGCAACGCCAGCAGACAAAAGCCGAGCCGUGGCGCCGGUGAGCACAAAGAACCACUCCAUCCUCCGAGCCCCUAGUUCUUCGGACAGCCUGAAAAUGCUGGACACCAUCAGCAGCCAGUACGACUCCUUCAUCUACUGGAGGAUGCCAAUCCCACGGCUGGACGUGGCGGAGCUGGAGGGGCUGGGGCUCAGCGACGUGACCCUCUACAAACCCAAGGGAGGGCUGGGCAAGUUCACCGGGGAGCGGAAACAGGACAGCCAGGACAGCUCCGAAGAAGAGGACAGUCUUCUGCAGUUCAACAGCUUUAACUUCUGGAGAGCUCCCAUCGCUAGCAUUAGCUCGUUAGAUUUUGAUCUAAUUUGAAGCCCUCCUUCCCCUCCCCCUGCCUCCCUGCCCUCUCUCUCUCUCUGUCUGCUAGGCAUGCAAGGAUUUGUUUUUUUUAGUUCUGUACAUUGUCAGUUUGGGGGUUGUUUUCUUCUUUCCAGACAGUUUUUGACACUGCAAAUUAACUAAGUGGUUCACCCCAGCCCUGUUGGCAAUUGAUAGUAUCAACCUCUGUCUCCACCUGUCCCCUAUUUUCUUCCCUUCCUGCAGCAGUGCUGGAAAUUCCAUGAUAGUGCAAACAGGGGCUAACACAGCUGGGGGCAAAUGUGAGGGGAAGGGGCAAAAACAGCCACCCCACUGCCCCCUGUGCCCAUGCCACAGGGCGCAGGACAUGUGGGGAGGUGUCCGUGCACAGCCUGCACCCCAUGACCACGUGUGUCUCUGAGCUCUGGGAUCGUGCUGUCACGGUGGGAGGGGCUGCGUUUCAGCUCAUUCCUCUUGUGCUAUUUUAAGAAACUCAUCUGUGCAAAGGGAGUAGCGUGGACCUCCAUUAACUGAUGGGAACCGUCUUUGCUUUGCAGACGGCAUCAUCUGUGCUCCUCUCCCAGGGACACACAGAGACCUGUGAGGCUCUGUGCCCCCCUGGCCCAGUUUCUCCAAAUGCUAAUUCAUUCCCUGACCUUCCCCUUGGGAUAAACAAGGUGGAAGAGGCAGAGAUGUGUGCUGGUCUAGGCGCAUGAGCCAAGUCUCUUUCUUGAAAAGAAAUAUCCCUUUGAGCCUGGCGGCCUGAGCCCAGCCAGGAGAAACAGGGGGGCAGAGGGUAAAUACGCAACAGCCGAAGCAUGGAAAUGCUCCAGCCUUAUUUGUGGACAAUUGAUAGGGUUAUGGUUGGGUGUUCACCACACUGGAUUUGAUUUUCUCCCUUUAUUAUCCCCUACUUACCUUAGCCCAUGCAUGACUCCUGACUUGGAGAGCAGCUGGGGUGAAUUGUGGGCUGUCCUGGUCACAGCCAGCCAGCAGGGCCGGACAGGUAAUAGGCUGAGCUGAAAGAUAGAAAGGAGAAUUAAUUUGAUGUCACCCUGAAAUGAAAAUGUUUCCAGUUCCCUGCCCAAAUAUCAGCCCCUUUCAAAAUAGCAACCAAAAAUGCUGCAUUUGUUCAAAUCGAAAUCUUGUCCAGAUGCUGUGUUUUGUUUGGGGGAGGUUUUAACCUGGGUUCUCAACAGGCUGAGGUCUAUUUCUCAGUGUCAUUUCAAAUUGGCCAGGGGUGGGGGGAGACUGAGGACAGACGGGCACUGAAUCAUUCUGGCUUUUACACAGUUUUUUCCCCAAUAUUGUUUUCUGGGGUGAGCCAACCUGUCAAGUUUGUCAUCCAGAAUGUGCUUUCUGGCUUAGAUUUGGUUCCAGGGGCCAGUUUGUGAAACUGUGAUGGAUAUCGGUAAAGUUGUGAUGUGAAACAUCUCAAAACCGUCCUAGGAAUGAGGGGGUAGGUGGCCAGCAGGAGGCUGAGGCAGCCUGAGCAGCUGCAAGGCUCCAAAAAGAGGCAAAUAUUGGAAACAACGUCACUCCAUAAAAAAAAAAAAAAAAAGGCAGCUCUCCUGUAAUCUCCAGAAAUUAUCCAGCCUGCUAACUUUAAAUCACCUAUUUUAAACCAGAGGUGAAAAAUGUAAACUCUCCUAUGCAGAGCUGUUUGAUUUCUGUGUCCCAAGCUGUGGAAACCACAGAAGUAUUUAUUAUGAAACUUUAAAUAAAAUUGUUAAAAAAAAUACACAUUCCUGUGGACGCUUAAAAAUCCAUAUAGACUAGAAUCCAGCUCUUUCUGUAAUUUGCCAUUAAAUUGGUUGAAGUCUUUUUAAAUGUGAACUGAAAACUGAAAUGAGAACAUGUAGCCUUGGAUGUAAUGUUUGUUUUUUUGGUUGGGAUGCUGAAAACUGAAGAGGAUGCUAAAUAAAAGGCCUAUUUCUGUGCCCCCUGCACCUGG